Messenger RNA from Cavenderia fasciculata, 1533 nucleotides. RefSeq lists its product as uncharacterized. The transcript has 4 exons. The record is from RefSeq and is a predicted model, not a curated record. The coding region runs from base 1 to 1533 and encodes 510 amino acids. NCBI's taxonomy places the organism in Eukaryota, Evosea, Eumycetozoa, Acytosteliales, Cavenderiaceae.
AUGUUGUGCAAGGUUGAUGUAUUUUCAAUUUUUUCUCACAAUGCAAAUAUCCAAAGAGAUAAUACUAGAUUAAAUAGUAAUAGUAAUACUACAUCAGUCAUUGCUUUAGUUUUAGCAUGCUUUCUGUCUUUUGCAAUAACAACAACCCAAGCUCGUAUUCAACAACAUGUAUCAAUACGAUAUGAUAUUCAACAAUCUUUGUUUAACAUUAGUAGUAGUAGUCACCACUCAUCAAAAAAGAUACACAUCUUGGAUUUAUUAGCUGAUCCAUUAUUAUCAACAACAUCAUCUGAUUCAUCAACAUCAUCAGAUUCAAUUUCAAUACAAUGUUCAAAUGAUUUAUAUAAUCUAACAAAAUUAAAGUAUCCUAGUUCAUUUGAAAUAUUGGAAGCAAGUGGAAAAGGAUUUUGGGAUUUAGGAAAUUAUGAUAAUUGUUUGAGUUUACCAAGCAAUGUAUCACAGUAUUGUGCAAUAUCAACACCUAGAGUAGUGACGUUGGCUGGGUUGUGUCUGCCUUGUUCAUGCUCUGAGAGUGAUGUUGGCACGGCACUAGAGAUGGUGAUGAACAAGACUGGUAUGACUACCUAUUUGGUCGAAGCUGGUAUUGGAUCUGUAUUCACGGUCCAUUGUUAUUCGGGUGACCAUCUGACCGAUAGACCACCCAUGACUGCCGGACCGAUCAUUAUGAUUAUUCUAUGUUUGGUGAUUGCAUUGUUUGUAGUGGCUGGCACAUUGAUUGAAUACCUAUUAUUCACACGUAUAUCAAUUGCCAAAAGAUAUGAAGAUGAAUACAAUACAAAUGAAGAAUGGAAUCUUUUGGUAAAUGAUAAGAGUAAAGACUACAAAAGUACGCCAAUUAAUUACCAAGAAGAGAUGAAUCAAGCUACUACGAUACAAAAACAGUCGGGCGCACCCUUUAACUUUACCACCGAUAUUUACCAAAAACCUUGGACACGCGUCGGUCCCUAUGCCGUCGGUAUUGCCAUGGCCAUGAUCUUUGACCAAACACGUCAAUCAACCAACCCAAUCAUCCACGCCAUCAAGACAUGGCCAGUUGUUCGAUACACAUUCUACGUCGUUGCACUUGGUACCACCACAUUCUUUACGUUUAUCCCUUACAAUGCAUUUGUAGGUGAUGGAUGGAGUACACUACAAAAUGCACUCUUUAAUGCGUGUGGCCAUACUGGGUUUGUACUAGGUGCCGGUCUCUUUCUCCUCACUGCCUUUGCCGGUCGUGGAGGACUGGUUGCUUGGUUACUUGAACGUCCCAUCUUUAAAAACCUCUCCAAACUCACCUACUCUACCUACCUCAUCCACCCAAUUGUCAUUUCAUCCAUUGCAUUUAGUCGUGUCACACUCUUCCACUACAAAACUGUAAACGAUGCCGCCUCUAUCAUUUCCAACAUUGUAUUUGCCUUUACCUGUGCAUUUAUUGUACAUCUUACAAUUGAAAAACCAUGUAUCAAUCUUGAAAAAUUAUUAUUCCAUCCAAAACCAUCAUCUUCAUCAACAAAAUAUGUUCUAUUAAAUUAA